Molecule: messenger RNA, 1587 nt
Organism: Folsomia candida
Lineage: Eukaryota; Metazoa; Arthropoda; Collembola; Entomobryomorpha; Isotomidae
Product: alcohol dehydrogenase
Exons: 6
Coding region: 401-1435 (344 amino acids)
Molecular function (GO): zinc ion binding; oxidoreductase activity
Source: RefSeq, a predicted model, not a curated record
GUCAUUCUAGUCUACGUGACGGCCAACUCGCAUCUCUGCUACAAUAUUUAAAACAAUAGCAUUAUCAGACCAAAACCACGUAACAUGCAUGUGCAUGUAUACACUACAUCCAUAAUACUCACAUCUCCAAUAUAAGAACAGGUGGAUUCAUCCUCUGUCAAAGAUUCGUGUGUACGUGCUUCAAAAUAUUUACAUUUUAAUGUAAAAGUUAACAAUAAUCUUUCAUAGAGUGCUAUAUAUAAAAAGAUCAAACGUCGAGUUCAAUAUCGGAGUAACAAACAGGAACAAUAGUUGUUAACAACUUGGCAAAACGGAAGUAUCCACUUUUUUUGUAUAUUCUGCGAAGAUAUUUGUACUAUUACUACUAUUACAGAUACAGUGAUUUUUGAAAAUACACACGAUGCAAGCUGCCCAGGUCGUUUCGCACGGCUCACCUCUUGUUAUUCAAGAAGUGCCCAUUCCCAGCCCAUCGAUAGGUGAAGUCCUUGUUCGCUUGGAAGUUUCGGGAGUAUGCCACACCGACGUCCACGUGCAAAUGGGGGACUGGAAGGUUAAAUGUCCUCUCCCAAUGACGCCUGGUCACGAGGGAGUCGGUACCGUGGUCAAGUUGGGGGAAUCUGUAAACAAUGUCAAUUCAACUCUGCAAAUUGGUGAUCGAGUAACUGUCCCUUGGCUUCAUUCCUCAUGUGGUCAAUGCGAACACUGUUGGAGUGGAUGGGAAACGGUGUGUAGCCAGCAGAAGCGAACAGGCUUCACAUCUCAUGGAACUUUCUCCCAGUACUGCAUUGUUGAUGCGGCCUUUGCUGUUCCAGUUCCGGAGGCGUUAAGCAGUGAACAAGCUGCGGUUAUAAGCUGUGCAGGUGUCACUGUUUACAAAGGCCUGAAAGUUUCAGAGGUACAUCCUGGUCAGUGGGUUGUUAUUGUCGGUGGGUCUGGAAAUUUGGGACAUGCAGCGAUCCAAUACGCACUUGCGAUGGGAAUGCGAGUUAUUGGAGUCGAUACCUCGCAAUCCAAAUGUGACUUUAUGACCUCACUUGGUGCUCAUGCUACCGUGAACGUGUCCACUCAAGACAUUGUUUCUACCAUAAAAUCUCUCACCGGAGGGGCUGGUGCUCACGGCGCACUGAUAAUCGCUCCCGUAGCCUCAGCUAUCAGCAUUGCAGUCAAAUAUUUGCGACCUCGAGGCACAGUUGUGGUUAUUGGAUUACCGCCAGGGAAAUUUGAGGUGGACGUUUUUGACAUGGUGCUUAAUGCUAUCACCAUUCGAGGAUCCAUUGUGGGCACGCGGUUAGAUUUACAGGAGGCCUUAAAUCUCGCAACUGAUGGGAAAAUUCAGUGUAAAAUCAGGAAAAGGAAUUUUACAGAAAUUCAGGAUGUACUGGACGAUUUGAAAGACGGAAAAAUUGAAGGAUGUGUGGCCAUUGAUAUUCCAUAAUUACAGUAUAUUUGCAUCUUAUAUCUUUACAUCUUAAAGCAAGCAAUUUUUGUGAACAGAGUAAAAUAAUUUACAUGUACUUAAUUUCUAUUUAAUUGUAAUUGAAAAGUCUUAAAUAAAUAGUACUUAGUUUUCCUUGCCAUCCCCCACAA